CAGUGUAUCGGUGCCAGAAGUACGUUGACUCAAACGCGCGCGGGUUACUUGUUCGUGCGCAAGCUCUGCGCUUAUGUCGUCGUUAUAGGUUCUACACAUCUAACGAAUAAUAUAAAUUCACCCACGCAGAGAUAUUCAAGUACAUCGCGCCGCUCGCUGCUGCUAAAGCGGCAGGGCCGCCUUCAGGCUCCUUGUCUAAAAAUAAACUAUUUUUUGAAUUUUUACCUCAAUCAAAUUUAGUAAUCUUUUGCAAACGGAAAUCUUCGUCGGACGGUGUUGAAAAGUUGUUAGUUUUUUUUGUUUGAUUUUUUUUUUCGCUAAUUUCUUUUCGAAUUUCAAAUUUUUUUCUCAUAUAGAAAGGUCGAUAGUACGAAACAUGGCAUCGAAUCGUAUCAUAGGAGACGGGAUAACAUGUCGCCAGGUACUGAAUAUCAUGGUAAUACUUGGAUUCAUGUUGAAUUACAUGCUCCGCGUAAAUCUCACAAUAGCUAUUGUCGCCAUGGUGGUACCGAGAAAUCACAGUAACGGAAAUCACUCAACAAUCCCUGAAGAUUCUGGGUGCGGAGGACCUACGUUGCACGAAUCUCCCGUCACGGAAUCUCCUCUAUUCGUAUACCCCGUCGGGUUAUCUGGGGAGAAUCAUACGGGGAACGCAAGCUUCCAGGAAACCGAGCAUCAUGUAUCGAAGAUGGACGUCUUGGAACAGACGAGGUACAUGUGGGACGAGUACGAGGUCAAUCUGAUUUUGGGAAGCUUUUUCUGGGGAUACAUUUGCACGGAGGUACCGGGAGGUCGACUCGCCGAAAUUGUCGGAGCAAAAAGAGUAUUCGGAUACAGUAUGUUAGCCGCGAGCGCUAUUACCUUGUUCACCCCAGUGGCAGCUUCAUUUGGCUACGUCGCGGUCACAGUUGUCAGAAUCAUAUUGGGACUGAUGUUGGGAGCCACUUGGCCCGCCAUUCAUCCCAUGACCGCCCGGUGGAUUCCCCCCAUGGAACGGAGCAAGUUUGUAUCGAACAUGAUGGCAUCCUCGUUAGGCGCGGCUAUUACCAUGCCGAUUUGCGGUUACCUCAUAGCAUCCUUGGGUUGGGAAUCGGUGUUUUACGUAACCGGAGGGAUCAGUUUGAUCUGGAGUAUCGUCUGGUUUUUGGUUGUCUUCGAUUCUCCCGCCCAGCAUCCUCGGAUUUCUUCAACUGAAAGAAGAUACAUCGAAGAGGCUAUCGGGACGGCUUCUUCCUCAAAGCACUUGGCCGUACCAUGGAAAGCGUUGCUGACCUCACCUCCGGUUUGGGCAAUCAUAAUUACCCACGGCUGCAACGUCUUCGGAUACUUCACCGUGGUCAAUCAAUUGCCGUCUUACAUGAAGUAUAUUUUGAACUUCAAUAUCAAGGAGAACGGUUUACUAUCAUCUCUACCGUAUCUCGGAAAGUAUUUAUGUGCAGUAUUCAUGGCGACCCUCGCCGAUUACUUGAGACGUAGUAAAAGAAUAUCCGUGACGACGAUCCGCAAAUCUUUCAGUGCCUUCGCACUAACGUUCCCGGGUAUCCUGAUGAUAGUUCAGGCUUAUCUGGGAUGUGACAGGGUCACUUCCGUCGUGAUAUUCACAACCGCCCUGACCAUAAACGGAGCGGUAACCGGUGGUUUUCUUGGGAACGGUUUGGACAUUGCUCCGAAUUUCUCCGGUACAAUUUUCGGAAUGGCGAAUACCCUGAGUUCGUUGGGUGGAACGGUCAGCAGUUUUAUGGUCGGUACGUUGACCUUCGAGAAUCAAACAUUCCCUCAAUGGAGGAUAAUAUUUUGGAUCCUCGCCGCCGUCUACCUAACCGGUGCUCUGAUGUUCACAAUUUUCGGUACCGGGGAACUUCAAUCUUGGAAUAAUUCAACCGAUUCGAGUGUUCCGGGUAAAGUAGCGAACUCAGAAAACGCUGUGCAUUCCGAGGAACUUGUAUCUCUGAAAGAUAAGACUGCAGCAUGAAGUGAAACUUCGACUUCAUCUUACUCUGUUUUCCAAAACCUUCCGCGAUCUGCAAUUUUUACUCGAACGAGAGGUCCGAACUCGCGUCGAAUAAAUAAAUAAUGGACGAUAUUCUAUUGUAUUUAUGCUCCAACGCAUCACGCAUCAUGUUACCAAGUAACGUUACCAUUUUGUAAAAUGAAAUACCAUGUAAAUAAAGAAUGAAUUUUUAUAAAAA
Athalia rosae (coleseed sawfly) is the source of this 2189-nucleotide messenger RNA. Its product is annotated as sialin. Gene Ontology annotation, molecular function: transmembrane transporter activity. The record is from RefSeq and is a predicted model, not a curated record. The coding region runs from base 377 to 1972 and encodes 531 amino acids. Gene Ontology annotation, cellular component: plasma membrane. Lineage: Eukaryota; Metazoa; Arthropoda; Insecta; Hymenoptera; Athaliidae. Gene Ontology annotation, biological process: transmembrane transport; monoatomic anion transport. The transcript is spliced from 8 exons.